Messenger RNA from Linum trigynum, 1255 nucleotides. Lineage: Eukaryota; Viridiplantae; Streptophyta; Magnoliopsida; Malpighiales; Linaceae. The record is from the annotation of a GenBank genome assembly.
CGCCUCAAAACAAAGAAAAGAAGGAACAAAAAAAGAUCUCCGGAAUCCUUUGCUUCCUUUCCUUCUCGACCAACCAAAAAACCCCCACUGAGUCGGUCAAAACCCGGCGACGAGUCGCAAGUAUUCGAGUUGCACCACCACCGUCCCAUCUCUCUGUCCCACCAUUUCCAUAAUUGCUUUUUCGCUGCCAUGUCCCCAGUCGCCAUUCCAAGAGGGCGAGGAAGAAGAUUAGUAGCACUAUAAUUAACAGUGACCGUGUGUUGAAGCUGCCACAGUCUUCUUCAAAUCUCCAUCCGCACUCAUUCCUUCCUUCCUUCUCUCUCUUUCUAUACAUCUCGGCCGCCCCCGUUCAAUUUAGGAACCCCAAUUGCUCCGAUCUCGAACCAAAAUGAAGCAAAUAAACACAGGAAUCGUUGUCGAUGGGGGAUUCGUGAGUCGGGAAGAGAAGCAUUACACCGUUUUCAAAACCUCGCUGUUCUACGCCAAUGACGGAUUCACCGUGUACGACUGCAGCAACGGCGAGUUGGUCUUCCGGGUCGACUCGUACGAGCCCGACGCCCGGGACAGAGACGAGCUCGUCCUCAUGGAUCCCCACGGCCGCUGCUUACUCACUGUCCGGAAGAAGAGGCCGAGUCUGCAUCAGCGGUGGGAAGGAUUCCUGGGGGAGAGGAAGGAAGGGCAGAAGGCGAUGUUCAGCGUGAGGCGGUCUUCUAUAAUCGGACGGUCAGGGAUGAGCGUGCAGGUGUACGAAAACCCAGGGGAGGAGUACGAGAUCGAAGGGAGCUACGGGAGCCGGAGCUGCAACGUAAUAGACGCGGCGAGGAGAGCGGUGGUGGCGGAGAUCCGGCGGAAGGUUGACGCGUCGACGAACACGGUGCUGGGGAAGGACGUGUUCUCGCUGGCGGUGAAGCCCGGGUUCGACGGGGCGUUCGCCAUGGGAUUGGUGCUGGUUCUCGAUCAGAUCUGCGGCGGUGAUGUCGUUGAGGAGGAUGACGGCGAUUGUUAUGGCAAUGGCGCCGUUGAUGUUGAUCACGUGGGCCAGGAGGAGGAGGUGGAUUGCGGGCCGCUCGCUGUUGACUCCGCCGCGUUGGAUCGGUAGUUUUGGGCCUCAUAAUUGUGGGCUAUUCGUCAUUGGGCGCAGCUAGGCCCGGGGAGACUGUUUGAAUUUGAGAUAAUUCGUUGUAAAACCUACACGAGUUGUAGGGGUUUGGAUUGGUGCAAGAGCCAGGGAUCACAAUAAAUAAAUUCCUAUUUC